This is a messenger RNA of Sorex araneus (European shrew), 4833 nucleotides long. It is a transcript of the gene PEX13, whose product is annotated as peroxisomal biogenesis factor 13. Gene Ontology annotation, biological process: protein import into peroxisome matrix, docking. The record is from RefSeq and is a predicted model, not a curated record. The transcript is spliced from 4 exons. Bases 205 to 1416 code for a protein of 403 amino acids. NCBI's taxonomy places the organism in Eukaryota, Metazoa, Chordata, Mammalia, Eulipotyphla, Soricidae. Gene Ontology annotation, molecular function: protein binding. Gene Ontology annotation, cellular component: peroxisomal membrane; peroxisome; peroxisomal importomer complex.
GAAGUGUCUUCCUUCCAGGAUUCGUGGUCUCUCCGGUCCCCGGUGGCGGGAGGUGGGAGCUCUGCUCGGCCCGGGGUCCCUCUCGCGGGGGCUGAGCGGGGUGGAGGUCUCGGCGCUCUGCUCGUUGGGCCUGGCGCUCGGGGUGCACUUACACCCCGGCCGGGCGAGUGCCACAGCCCAGGGAGCUGAGCGGAGGCGCUGGAGAUGGCGUCUCAGCCGCCGCCGCCCCCGAAGCCCUGGGAGACCCGCCGAAUUCCGGGGGCCGGGCCGGGACCAGGACCCGGCCCCGCUUUCCAAUCUGCUGAUUUGGGUCCCACUUUAUUAAUCAGACCAGGACAACCAACUCUUACCAGAGUGCCCCCUCCUAUUCUUCCACGGCCAUCACAACAGACCGGAAGCAGCAAUGUGAACACUUUCAGACCUGCUUACAGUUCAUUUUCUUCUGGAUAUGGUGCCUAUGGAAAUUCAUUUUAUGGAAGCUAUAGCCCUUAUAGUUACGGAUAUAAUGGGUUGGGUUAUAAUCGCCUACGUAUGGAUGAUCUUCCACCUAGUAGAUUUGUACAGCAAGCUGAAGAAAGCAGCAGAGGUGCAUUUCAGUCCAUUGAAAGUAUCGUGCAUGCAUUUGCCUCUGUUAGUAUGAUGAUGGAUGCUACCUUUUCAGCCGUCUAUAACAGUUUUAGGGCUGUGUUGGAUGUAGCAAAUCACUUUUCCCGAUUAAAAAUACACUUUACAAAGGUGUUUUCAGCUUUUGCAUUAGUUAGGACUAUAAGGUAUCUUUACCGACGGUUACAGUGGAUGAUAGGCUUAAGAAGAGGCUCUGAAAAUGAAGACCUAUGGGCAGAAAGUGAAGGAACUGUGGCGUCCCUUGGUGCCGAGGACAGAACAGCUAACUCAGCAAAAUCUUGGCCAAUAUUCUUGUUUUUUGCUGUUAUCCUUGGUGGGCCUUACCUCAUCUGGAAAUUGCUGUCUACCCACAGUGAUGAAGUAACAGAUAACACCAACUGGGCAAAUGGUGAAGAUGACCAUGUAGUUGCCAGAGCAGAAUAUGAUUUUGCUGCUGUCUCUGAAGAAGAAAUUUCUUUCCGUGCUGGAGAUAUGCUAAACUUAGCUCUCAAAGACCAGCAACCCAAAGUGCGUGGUUGGCUUCUGGCUAGUCUUGAUGGUCAAACAACAGGACUCAUACCGGCUAAUUAUGUCAAGAUUCUUGGUAAAAGAAGAGGUAGAAAAACAGUGGAAUCCAGUAAACUUCCCAAGCAGCAACAAUCUUUUACCAACACAACACUAACAAAAGGAGCCACAGCUGCUGAUUCUUUGGAUGAACAGGAAGCUGCCUUUGAGUCUGUUUUUGUUGAAAUUAAUAAGGGGGCUGUUUCACCUGAUUCCACUGGGAAAAGUGGAGAUAAACAAGAUCUUUAAUCUUUUUUGUUUGCCUGCAAACUAUAGAGUACUUUUAAACAUUACUUCUUAUAAAAAAAAUUAUCAAUUUGCAAUCUAAUUAAAAUACUGGUUUUUGGCUAUUCCAGGUGUUUUGCUGCUAGAAAUUAUUAAAGUUGUACACUAAUAUAUUGGUCUAGUGACUUGAUUAUAUUUUACAGGUUAUUGAACCAUGAGAUUGUUUGGAUCACUAGAUUUUAAGAUUACGGACAUUGCUAUCAUCUUCAUCCUAUUUAAAAUCCUAUGUUAAGUGAAAGAGUAAGAUUGAUGAACUAUAAAAUACACAGUUUGCUACAGUAAGGAUCAUUGAUGUGGGGAGUUUUUGUGUGUAAUUUUUUUUUUUAAGUUCUAAAGUAAUUUGAGUUCUCAGAAAUUGGGUGGUAACAAACAUGAGAAUAGGCAAAAACUAUUUUUACACUAAACUGAAUAAUAAAAAUGUUCUAAUCUGAAUUAUGUCUAGUGUUGGGUUUGAUUUAGCCUGUAAUAUUUUUUAACUCAUCAUCAACUGACACUAUUACCUUUUGUGUUUUUAAAUUUUAUCUUAAGAAAGUCACUAGAAGUACUGUAAAGGAUGUGGGCUGGAAUGAUAUUUAACCCUAAUAGUUUUCUCUGAAAGUAAAAAACCUGAAAUUUGUCUUUCUUACAAAUUAUUUCCACUUGUUCUUAGGAUCAUAUAACAUUUUAUCCCAUUGCAAUAUGACUAGCUUUUAUCUUGGAAUAAUUAAAAUAUGUUAAAGAUUUAUUUUAUUUGUCUUUCAUUAAGACUCAAAUCUUUUUAGUUUGUACUUAAUGGUAUAACUAAUUCUAGCAGUAAUAAUAUCAGUCUUUUCAUAGAUUCUCUGCUUCUACCUAAUAUUAUCACUUUUUAAAAUUCUGUAUUAAAGCUAUCUUUAAACAUUCAAAAUGUUCAUUGAAUACACUCUUCUUUUGGGUAUAGUAUUUGCUACUAAGAUUAUAAAUAAAAUGCUCAUUUGCCAAUUGGAAUAUGAUAUUACUAUGUGACUUUAUUUUGGUAGUGAAUGAUUUUCAGUACAACUGAAUUUUAGCAUACUGAAUAUUUCCCACAAAAUUGGAUUAUUUGUAUACUUGCUCAAUCAUAUAUAAUACUAUCAUAAAUGUGUAUACUAAUACAUUCGCAAAUAUUGUUAAAAACUUGGAAUUAUUCGAAAAAUUUUUAAGUAUUUUAUCUUUUUUUUUUCUAUAGACUUCAUGUUCACCAAAUAUGUAAUUCUGUAACAUAAGACUAAGCAAAACAUAAAGGAAACAAGUAUGUGCUCAGCAUAAAACUUUAUGAAAAGUUUCUUGGAGCCUCUUUUAUUUUUUUAUAAUAACUAAAAUUAUUUAAAGUACAAAUCUUGAUUCUGUUCAGAAAAUUUAUUUUAGUCCAAGUUUUGUAAUGCAGUUCUUAGUCCUCAAAUAGAAGAAAUUAAUUUUCUUGUAUAAAUUUUUUCCAUUUGUGUUCAACAGUCAUACUCAGCUUUGAUUCCUUGAAAGUCAUUAGAGAAAAUUUUGUUCUUAAAAAAUUUUUUUCAUGGGCCUGAAGCAUUGAUACAGCAGGUCGGGCAAUUGCCUUUCAACCUGCCAACCCAAAUUCUAUUUCCAGAACCCCAUAUGGUGUCCUUGAGGCCAUCAGGAAUGAUCUCUGAGCUCAGAUCCAGGAGUAAGCCCUGACCGUUUCUGGGUGUCACCCCCCCCCCCGCCCAAAAUUUUUAAAAAAAAGAAAGAAAAGGGUUUUUUCUCUGAAAUACUAUAUUGUCCAGAGAGAGAGAGAGAGUACAGGGGCUGAGGUGCUUACCUUGAAUGCAGCUGACCCUGGUUCAAUCCCUGGCUCUUACUAUAGUCUCCUGAGCACCACCAGGGGUAAUCCCUGAGUACUGCCAGAUAUGAUCCAAAAUCUUAAAAAAAAAAAAAAAAUAGUUGGACUCCACAGUAAAGGAGAAGCUGCAGGGGCUGGAGCACUAGUACAGCCAUGAGAGUGUUUGCCUUGCACACAGCUAACCCAGGCUUGAUCUCUGGCAUUCCAUAUCAUCCCCCAUGCACGCCAGGAGUAGUUCCUGAGUACAGAGCCAGGAGUAAUCCCUGAGCAUAACUAGGUGUAGCCAAAAAAACUGAAUUUCAAAAAAAGUAAGGAAAGGAGAAGCUACAGAAGCAUGUAGAGUUUGUGAUGAGAUUAUGAAAGGACCAUCCAGGCUACAAGGUCUUCCCUCUGACAAUGCCCAGAUUAUCUUUUAUGUAUGCUGAGAACUCUAAACCAAGACAUUUGGACUUUUGGAGGGAUUGUAUUGAUUCCUUUCAAACAUCCUUCAGUGCUUGCUCUUUUAGGACCAUGUUCUCUUGAACAUCUCUCUCUGUCUCUGUCUCUCUGUCUCUCUCUCUCUCUGUCUCUCUCUCUCUCUCUCUCUCUCUCUCUCUCUCUCUCUCUCUCUCUCUCUCUCUCUCUCUCCCACACACACACACACACACAUUUCUCUAAAUUUUUUUAAAUGAAAAAAUUAUUCACUAAAAACAACAACAAAUGGUGUGCUGAGAUAUCUAAAUUGAAUGCUAGAAAUGAAGUAAAGGCAAUCAAUUGAGUCAAAGCUGUUUAGGUUAGAAAAGGUGCCAUGAAUCAGACCCCGGGCCUCAUACAGCCAAGGCAUGUGCUCCACCACUGAGCCACACACCUGGCCAAGGUAUUCUUCUGCACAGAAUAUGGCAAAACUUUUACUGUUUUUAGGUUAUUUUGUGAGGGUCAAGUGCUAAAGUACAAUAUAUAUAUUAUCUGGUAAUAAAUUGUGUCUGGAAAUUCUUUUUUCUAAAAUUUUAUGACCAGAAUGGUAGAUAAACUAUGUAACCUUUUGUUGUGAUAGUAUAGAAUAAUUUGAGAUUAGAUGUAAUGUUCAACUUAUUUAAGGAGUACUACUUAUUUUGAGUGCUUUCAUAAAUUUCUAUAUAAAUUACUAAAACCAAAUAUUUUCAGUUAGAUAUUAUAAUUAUUGGUUACAAUAAUAUAUCACAUUUUUUCUUACUGUAUUUUAUCAAUUUGGAAAAGUAAGAGAACUAUAGAUUUUCAUGGUUUUGCAUUUAAAUGUUUGGCUUGUCUGUCAGUGUGUCAUAGUUAUACUUGAAUACGUUUGCCCUUUUUAUUGUGCUUUCUUUAGUGGUGGGGAAAACAUUUUUUGAAAAUAAACUGUGAAGUUACCUUUAUUGGGCAAAUAAAAUAUGUUAAACUCAAUUGACUUUUUUUUUUAAGAUAAACUAUUGCUUUUUGCAGUAUUGGGAUAUAAAAAAGUUCUUCAGAUCAUUGUGUAUAUCAGCUAUCCAAUUGUUCUGCUUGUAAUCUAAAGAAAAGUAAUAGAAUUACAUUUAUAUAAAAUGCAUCUGAAGGUGCGUUCAAUAAAAAAUAAGACCUCAAAAUUC